Messenger RNA from Phlebotomus argentipes, 1756 nucleotides. RefSeq names its product DC-STAMP domain-containing protein 2. Bases 1 to 1719 code for a protein of 572 amino acids. Gene Ontology annotation, cellular component: membrane. The transcript has 4 exons. The record is from RefSeq and is a predicted model, not a curated record. Lineage: Eukaryota; Metazoa; Arthropoda; Insecta; Diptera; Psychodidae.
AUGUGUGAAAACACCGGAAAAUCUCGCUGCAAAAAGCUCUUCCAAGAGAUGCGAAAGCGAAGACAGUUCAUCAAAUUAGUGGACAAACUCAAAACUCUCCUGAUCAGCGUGAUUUUCACUGGAUUUCUCUAUCAAACUCUGCUUUAUCGCUUUAAUCCGCCUUUCUUGGUGGUAUUCCUCCUAUUUUUCCUCGCGUUUUUCACUGCUCUUCGCUGGCAAUUCCUCAAAUGUUUCAUGAUUCUCCUCAUCCCGAUGCUGGUGACCAAGAGAGGAAGAUCUGCGAUUGUGGGCUACAUUUUCGUGCUCACUCUCUCGGGAUCCGUUGCGAAUAUCAUGCGGAAUGUCGAGGAAACCGUGGCGUGUUUGUCCUGCUCUCAGGAGCAUCUCAAGGAAUUGCUUCAGGGAAUAAUCAGAGGACUCAAGCGGCCUUUUGGCGACAUCAAGCAACUGAUCUCGAGGAUUCAAGACCACAUUUUGGUGGCCAUGAAGGAGAUUGAGGAUCGCUUGAAUGUAUUUGUGAUCUUUCUCUUAGUUCCGUCCAUUCGGAAGGCUUUUGCGUGGCUGGAGGAUGUCUCGAAGCUCUGCCAGAGAAGUUACGGAUCUCCGUUCAAAAUGUGCGUGGAUGCGCUUAACAGGAUGAUUGCGAAGUGCGAAGAAGACUUGGGAAGUGCUUCUGUUCUCUGCAGUCUUCAUUAUCUCAUGCAACCGCUCUGCAUUCCAAUGGAAGUGUUCAAAUUCAUGUGCAUCGGAAUAAAAUACAUCGGAGAAUCUGCCCUCAAUGCCAUUGAAGAGAUGGCUGAAACUUUCAGUGAAAUGAUCAAGAAAAUGUUCCAUUUCAACUUGGAAUUCGACUCUGACUUUGACUUUGAAACUACUGCAUCGAGAAAUUGGACUGAAAUCAGGCAAUCCAUCUCGAAGGAGUUCAGGAAGAAGACAGAAAUAUUCGCGUCCUUUGUCGGCUUCAUGGAAAUCCUGUCGCUGAUCUUCAUUAUUUGGCUGUUCUACAAAGUCUUCAGAUACCAGGUGCAGUAUCUCAAGCGCGAUGACUACAGGAAUUGCUACAUCACUCGCGAGUUCCUUGACAUUGAAGCCAAAAGCGAAGAACAAGGACGAAAGCUUGUCUUGCCUCUGCGCGGUGAAGAAGAGGAUCGUUACACCGAAAUGCGCACUUUCUGGCUCAUCCGAUAUGAAAGAAGGAAGCUCUUUCGCUCCUUUCCCUUCCUGCUGCUCUCCAACAUUCAGAUCUUCACAAUUCUCUUCACGGACUUCAGUCUGCACUGGAUUCUCGCAGUUAUUCGCGACUACGAGGAAGCUCAUCUCACGCCAAUGACUUCUGGCUACACGAUCAUCGAAGUCAACGGAACUGGGCCGCUGGCAGAGAUGUACAGAGGCGUGGUUGGGGAAUUCGAGCCAAUGCUCAAAGGGUACACGACAGACUUCAGGGAUUGCCUGCCGAAUCCCAGUCCUCCGGAUCUUCAGAGAUUUCGCACAAUCAUCAUCCUCACAGUCAUUUGCUGGGCCUUUCUGCUCCUGGAACCCUUCAGUUUGCGCAUCCAGCAACUCGUGAUGGACUCUUUUCACCCCGAGAGAGCGCGCAAGAGGUCAGCUUGGCUGCACGCUGAAAUCCUGCGGCAACGGAAGAGCUUCCUGACCAUCGCAGCGCAGAAGAUACUUCACACGGUCAAAGGAGAGGAGAAUGAGGACAGUGUGUUCAGGUAACUAAUUAUUUAUCAGCCAACAAUCUAUUUACAAGCCU